AUGCGUUCAAAUUAAACGGGACGCUUUAAAAAAAAAAAAAACUUUUAUUGUGAAAUGAGGAAAUGACGUUAUGCGCCCAGUGCCUGUCCAUCCGAUUGAAAGACGUUUUCACACGCAGGCAAUGAGUGAUAUUUAAUAAGUCCGAAACGAGCAACCCUCGCGUUAUCCCGCCGGAGCGCGUCUGCGUGCGUCUGCGCAGAUGGACAGCGUGAGCAGCCACAGCGUGUACGUGCUGCAGCAGCUGCAGGAGCAGCGCAUCCAGGGCCUGCUGUGUGACUGCAUGCUGGUGGUGAAGGGCGUCUGCUUCAAAGCGCACAAGAACGUGCUCGCCGCCUUCAGCGCGUACUUCAGGUCUCUGUUCCAGAACUCACCGGCGCAGAAGAGCGAUGUGUUCCACCUGGCCAUCCAGGACGUGGGCGGCAUCGGGCAGGUGCUGGACUACAUGUACACCUCACACCUGGAGCUCAACCAGGACAACGUGCACGCGCUGAUGGAGAUCGGGCAGAGCCUGCAGGUGUUGAACAUCUUGAACAUGUGUCAGGCGUUCCUGAAGCCCUGUGCGUCGACCGACGCAUCUCUCUCUCUCGCCGGCGACGCAGCUAACGAUCAGGACGGUGUGAUCGGAGGAACGUUAGCGUCAGACACAGAUCUACACAAGCCCCUGCCUCACGGAUACAAGCUCAGGAACUUCUACACCAGACAGUAUCUGAAGCAGAGCUGCAGCUUCCCGCCGGAGGAGCCGCUCCCGACCAGCGCUCCUGCAGCAGACCCCGCCCACCCGUGCAGCUCUGGCCCCGCCCACCCGUGCAGCACAGACUCAGCCAAUCCGUGCAGCUCUGGCCCCGCCCACACAUGCAACACAGAUUCUGCCCAUCCGUGCAGCUCUGGCUCCACCCACCCAUGUAGCAUAGACUCCUCCCAUCCAUGCAGUUCUGUCUCCUCUAAUCCGUGCGUAUCAGACUCCGCCCACCCCUGCAGCUCAGACUCCGCCCACCUGCACGUCCUGCGGCCGAAGAAAACCGUUUACCUGAAGAAGUUCAACUACCUUCGCUCGCACGUAAGUGUGGAGGAGGAGGGGGCGGAGCACUGUGACCCACAAGUGGCCACGCCCACUCGCCCCGCCCAUGCCUCGGACCUCUCCGUGACCUCUGACCCAGCAGGAGUGUCCGAGCUGAAGAUGGCGGCUGUGGAGGAGCCCAGCGACCCGAGAGGUCACGCAGAGAGGUCAGAGGUCAGCAGCGGGAACAAAUACUGCUGUGAGGUUUGUGGAAAGACGUUCAAGCAUCCCAGCAACCUGGAGCUGCACAAGCGCUCACACACAGGUGAGAAGCCGUUCCAGUGUAACGUGUGUGGGAAAGGAUUCUCACAAGCAGGAAACCUGCAGACGCAUCUGCGCAGACAUUCAGGAGAGAAGCCGUACAUCUGUGAGCUCUGUGGAAAGAGUUUUGCAGCGUCUGGAGACGUCCAGCGACACAUCAUCGUCCACUCUGGAGCGAGACCGCACCUCUGUGACAUCUGUGGACGAGGUUUCAGCAACUUCAGCAACUUGAAGGAACACAAGAAGACACACAGCACCGAGAAGGAGUUCACCUGUGAGCAGUGCGGGAAAUCCUUCAACAUGCAGAGGAAGCUGUUCAAACACAAGCUCCGACACACAGGAGACAAGCCCUACAGCUGCCAGACCUGCGGGAAGUGUUUCGCGGGCUCCGGGGAUCUCCAGCGUCACGUGCGCUCUCACACAGGCGAGCGGCCCUACACCUGUGACACCUGCGGGAAGAGCUUCUCUCGCACCGCAGUCCUGCGCAGACACCGCAGCUCUCACUGCAGCCGCGCAGACGCAGACACAGACUCCUGCAGGAGCACAGAGGAGAUGAGCAGCGGAGCACUCUGGGGACGAGCCAUGAAGACCCUGCAGAACCACUCCCAGAACUGAACUUCCUGUCACAUGACCUCUGAGGGGCUGCCAGGCUCCCAGGCUCCCCAUUAAACACUGGACUGAGCCGUGCGUGUGCGUGUGCGUGUGUGUGUGUGUGUGUUCACGAUGACAGUUACUGAUCAGUUAGUCAAGACUCUUCUGUCUGUUUUUAAACUUCUUGGAUUCUGGAAACAUGUUUGGAAUCAAGAUUUUGUAAGUAAUUCAUAACAGUGAACUAUUAUUAAAAUGUAAAGCAGCUGUUUUCUCUGUGAAUGUGUUAAAGUGUCGUUUAUUUCUGUAUCUUCAGCGUCACAUGAUCUUCAGGAAUAAUAGACUGAUUUACUGCUCAACAAACAUUUCUGAUUAUCAAUUUUGAAAACAUUUUUUAUUUCUGUAAAAACGCAUGCAUUUUAUUUUUCUGGGUUCACAGAUGAAUAGAACGUUUAAAAGAGCAGUAUGUUGAUGUAGAAGUCUACUGUAACUAACAUCUUUAGUGUUGUUUCUCAAGCAGUAGAUCAGUAUAUUAUCAUGAUUUCUGAAGAUCAUGACUCUGAAGACUGGAGAGAUGAUGCUGAAAAUACACUUUAACACACAUUCAUAGAAAACAGGGCUGUGCAUUACAAUAAUUUAACGGUUUACUGUUUUAUUAAAUAUUAAUAUCAGACAUCUUCUUGGAGAUUAUUCACAUUAAGGCUGUAAAUAAUAUCAGUUUCACACAAGGCUUUAGUUGAUGACUAAAACAUUCAUUCUUUCUCUUCAGUCUUUCAUUAAAAUGCUCUUCUUUAAAACGUUGUAUGAUUCUCUUAAAGAUCCGUAUCUGAUUUAAAUCAGUAAAUAAAGCUGAUUCAUUUCCAGAAAAACAUGAACAAACGUGCAGCUUCA
Molecule: messenger RNA, 2797 nt
Organism: Puntigrus tetrazona (Sumatra barb)
Lineage: Eukaryota; Metazoa; Chordata; Actinopteri; Cypriniformes; Cyprinidae
Gene: zbtb49
Product: zinc finger and BTB domain containing 49
Exons: 9
Coding region: 200-1933 (577 amino acids)
Biological process (GO): regulation of transcription by RNA polymerase II
Cellular component (GO): nucleus
Molecular function (GO): RNA polymerase II cis-regulatory region sequence-specific DNA binding; protein binding; DNA-binding transcription factor activity, RNA polymerase II-specific
Source: RefSeq, a predicted model, not a curated record